AAAUGGGAUGACAACGACUGUGAUGAAGAAAAAAAAUUUGUGUGCUACAAUGGCACUGUUGGCGGUUCACCAUCCUAUGUUGUCAGUAAUAUCUCACUUAACUGGAUGGAAGCUCAGAAGUUCUGUCGGAAGUAUUAUUUUGAUCUUGCCAGUGUUCGCAAUCAGAGUGAAAAUGACAGGAUCUCAAUACUUGGAUCUUUUCUGUGGAUUGGCCUUUAUCGAGAAAAACUCUGGUCUGAUGGCAGCACCUCUUUAUUUCGAUACUGGGCAUCUGGUCAACCAACCCUUAGCGAUCAUGAGUGUGUGACUGCAAAUUUUUAUAAUUCUGGAGAAUGGCAUGAUGCACACUGCUCCCUGCCCUACCCUUUCAUCUGCUACAAACCAAUUCCACCCAAUGCAGGAAACUUUGGGCCAUCAGCACAAGAUGAGACCAGUAUCACUCUGCAGUGGGAUAAAAUCAACAACAACAUCAGCUUUGUUCUCCAGUUUAAUGGCACAGAGACAAACAUCAGUGCACCACAAGGAAAUGGACCAAUAAACCACACUGUCUCAUCUCUGUCUGCUGGAACUAAAUAUACAUUCAUUCUCUUUUCUGUGCUCGAUAGCAUCAGAAGCAAUGGAGUACAAAUUACAGCUGUCACUGCUCCUGAAAAUGCAGAGGGCUUUAGCUCCUCAUCACAAAAUGAGAGCAGCAUCACUCUGCAGUGGGAUAAAAGGAACAACAACUACAGCUAUGUUCUCUUCUUCAAUGGUGCGGAAAUAUUCAUUAAUGCGCCACAUGGAGAUGGACCAGUAACUCACACACUCUCAUCUCUGACUGCUGGAACUAAAUACACAUUCCUCCUCACCACGGUGUUUGAGAAUGUCAGGAGCAGAGGAGUACAGCUUUCGGCUGUCACUGCUCCUCAAAAUCCAAGCAACUUUAGACCAUUAAGCCAAGAUGAGACCAGUAUCACUCUGCAGUGGGAUAAAAUCAACAACAACACCAGCUUUGUUCUCCAGUUUAAUGGCACAGAGACAAACAUUGGAGCAACAGACAGAGAUGGACCAUUAACUCACACAGUCACAUCUCUGACGGCUGGAGCUAAAUACACAUUCACCCUCUUCUCUGUGUUUGAGAAUGUCCGAAGCAAUGGAGUCAGCAUCAAUGCUACUACUGGACCAAAUUACAUCGUUGCCUUGGAUAUGAAUCUAAAGACCUAUGGUAGAUUGUCAGACUCAGAAAUACAAGCUUUACUUGCAGAGUGGUUCCUUCAGCAUGGGUUGUUGCCUCAGUUUUCCAUCAAGGUUACAUCUGUUCAGCCAUGAGAUGCGCAGAACUGCUAUUUGUUAUCAAAUAUUUAAAAAUGUAAUUACUGUCUGUUCAGUAUAUCUAUCUAUCAUUAUAUCUAUCUUCUUAAUAAAUUACAUUU
Cyprinodon variegatus (sheepshead minnow) is the source of this 1412-nucleotide messenger RNA. Its product is annotated as tyrosine-protein phosphatase Lar-like. The transcript has 9 exons. The record is from RefSeq and is a predicted model, not a curated record. Lineage: Eukaryota; Metazoa; Chordata; Actinopteri; Cyprinodontiformes; Cyprinodontidae. Bases 106 to 1308 code for a protein of 400 amino acids. Gene Ontology annotation, molecular function: protein binding.